CCCUGGUGUACAUCGAAAACAACCUCACAGCUGUGUAAGCCGAACCCCAUACCUGAUUCCAGAUGUGUGUGUCAGAAAAACCCUGGACUACGGCGGCAACUGCAGGUCUUUCUGAUGUCCAAUUUGCAUUGCAAAUAUUGGAACAUUGAAUAAGGAAUGAUCACCUAUCAGAAUGCUUUAAAGGUAUGGGAGAUCCCAAACCAGAAGAGUACACGAGAGGAAACUAUGAUCCUAUUCUUCCCUGUUCUAGUCCAGAAACCAUCCCCAGUUCAGACCUCUUUGCUUCUCAUGAAAAUCAAGACAAGUUGAUAAUAAUAGGAGGUUUCGAUUUGGUGGUAGAAAAAACACACAUUAUGAAGAACAACCCAGAAAAGAAAUAUGAGAAGAACAGCAAAAGGGUUUCCUCAGAUACUACUGAAUCAGGUAACAGUACUCCAGGGCCCAGCCCUGCAUUUGUGGCCGCAUUAAGCACUCUGGGUGAACACAACGAUCACAUGCUCUUGCCUCGCUCAUUACAUCAGAUAGCAGAAGCAUAUUUUCUUGAAGAGGACUAUCAGUGGGCAAUUCAGUUCCUGAAUUUGGAGAUGUUAUAUCAUGAGAGACUGCUUUCCAACUUGGCCUCCAUGCAGAGGGACUGGGACUCCCACUGGAAGACUGUCUCUCAAGCCAAAAAUCGUUCUCCUGUAAAUACCCACUCUACCGAGGCUGAAACAAAAUGCAUGAGCUCCCUGAGUCGCAUCUGCCGAACACACCAAAGACCUAAUUGCAGUGUUGAAAAGCAGGUAUCCAAGCUGAGCAUAAAAGUAGGAGAGCAGACAAGUUCAAUAAAUUCCACUAAAAUGAAGGAGUGGACUGAACAGACACCAGAAGAUGAGGCGAGGGAGAGCGACGAAUCUCUAUACCCAUCUCAAAGUUUGAUGAAGGAGGUUGAAGAGAAAGAAGCCACCAGGCUCAUUGAAGUUGAGGAGACCUUUCCUUCUAACGGUCUCAUCUCCAUCUUGAAGAAGAGGCCAGAUGAAUCUGGUCCGGCUAAUCCCUCUGCACCCAGAGGCUCUUCUAAACUCAAAGUCCGUUUUAGUGAGACAGAUUCCUUCCUGGACAAUGAUGAAGUGGGUGAAGACUCCUGUUUGUUCUUCCUUGUCCUGUGCCUGGUAAUGGUGGCCAUCAGCAUGGGUGGGACCAUGCUCUUCUGCUUCCUGGGUGGGGCUUAUUCAAACAUUUGCACAGAUUUCUCGCACAACAUGGACCUUUUCUUCAGUUUGACACGCUGGGUGGAGGACAUUCUCACACACUGGUUCAUUCCUGCGUCAUCAUAGCGCUGUUGCGGAUAUGCAGAAACAAAGAAUACCUCUUUAAUUGGUGAAGACAACUGGACAACUGCAUUCAGGCGAUCGUAAUUUUAAUAAUAGAGACCGAGCUUCCACUAUAUUAAAUACUGCAUCUGAUUAUCAUAUAAUUUUGUGCAAUGAUGUUUCACGGUUUGUAUUUUGUUGUUCAGUAACAAAUAACAAUCCUUAAUUGCGCAUCAGCAUUUUUUACUGCACAACCUGACCAUCAGCACAGAUAUAAAAUGCUUAUAAACCUUACGCUUGUUUUGUAUUAUAAUGUCGAGCAAUAUUUUAAGCUCAUAUUAAUUUAUUACCCACAGAUGCACACAUGGAAAUUCCAAAAAGUAUAUCUGCUUGUAAUAAUAUAUAAGGGUAUGAUGCACCCUGAUUUUGCUUUUUUACAACUUUUUAUUCAGGACUUUAUUGUGCACGUUCGUCAAUGUUCCAUUACUUUAAAGUCUGUAUGAAAAAGAUGCUUCUGUUCAUUGACCUCAUUUACACAAAUGUAAGAAAAUGAAUUGUAGAAUUUAUAUAUGCUGAAUACAUAGAAAUAAGUGUAUGUAUAUACCAGUGGCGAGAAUCACUGACAUAUACUGUACAGUCUACAGUAUUCAAAUCCAUGUUGCAUGAAGCUGUUUCUUUAACCAAUCAAGUUGAUGACACUGUUGCCCUCUAGAAAACAUCCAAUAAUGUCGCCAUUUUUACAUUUUGAUAGCGUUCGCAACCGCAAACCGCAUCUGUAGCAAACUGCAUAAGUGCAAAUAUAUUCGUGUGGAUUUUUUCAUUCCACAAUUGCAAGGACUUUACAAGAACAUUUACAAGACUGACUUUUUAAGUAAAGAUAGACAUUGUAAGGAAAGGUUAUCCAAAACAGUUCAAAACAGUUGUUAAGCUAUUUCUUGAACCAUUUCUACUUUUGCAUUUUCUUUCCUGUAGAAUUUGCACAAAAACACAAAAUUAGUUUCAAAUCCCCAUGAAAACCACAAUGCACGAAAAAAAAAAAAAAAAAAAAGCACGGAAAACCUGCUGUCAUUUUAUAAGGUUAAUAUCGAUGCUUCUACAGUAAAAGGAGUUGGAUUGUGUUUAUUGGUUUUCUUGCUUCAGAAAUGACAUUCAAUCUCAUUGUAUGAGAUUCCUGUCUAUGAUGCAGUGCUCUGUUAUACUUUGUUUUCUAUAAUAUUGACGUGUAUUAUUCUAUAGCCGUGGUGUAAUACUGAUGGUAUUAAGAGGUGGAUUGGGUUAGUAGAACACCAAUGAAGGCCAAAACACUGGUAUAUACACAAAAACAUAAAUGUAUUAGCCCUCAUAAAGUGCAAAAAUGAUAUGUAGGAAAUAAAUAUACAGUGAUUUACAUUUUC
Silurus meridionalis is the source of this 2686-nucleotide messenger RNA. RefSeq names its product consortin, connexin sorting protein b (gene cnstb). Gene Ontology annotation, cellular component: trans-Golgi network; plasma membrane; transport vesicle. Bases 186 to 1316 code for a protein of 376 amino acids. The record is from RefSeq and is a predicted model, not a curated record. NCBI's taxonomy places the organism in Eukaryota, Metazoa, Chordata, Actinopteri, Siluriformes, Siluridae. Gene Ontology annotation, biological process: positive regulation of Golgi to plasma membrane protein transport. Gene Ontology annotation, molecular function: connexin binding. The transcript has 10 exons.